Messenger RNA from Effrenium voratum, 526 nucleotides. NCBI's taxonomy places the organism in Eukaryota, Dinophyceae, Suessiales, Symbiodiniaceae. The record is from the annotation of a GenBank genome assembly.
GUUGUUGUUGAUCAUCGGCAUUCCUGCCUCUGACAUCCCACGCUUGUUUGGCAUUAUUGACACCAACUCCGAUGGCAACAUCGACUUUGAGGAGUUCGUCCAGUGGCUGUACGCUCAGCCAGUUGAUGCAAAGGAGAAGAUGUUGGGCAGCACUGCAGUGGCCAAGCAGCUGCUGCGAGAAAUUGCUGACAAGCUAAAUGCGGACGGCACGCCACCAGAGGCCCUGUUUGCGAGCGCCAACGUGCGACUUGACGGUCUCCUCUCGAGUGAUGAGCUAUCUCGGAUAUUGCUGGCAUAUUUGCCGGGGCUCUCCACCACCGUUCUGAGUGAAGCGUUUUAUUUGUGCGACUGGGAUCACAGCGGCUGGAUCAACGUGGAAGAGUUUGUUUCUGCCUUGAGAAGAGAGGCAGGCGGAGUGUUGCAGGAAGUAGCUCCGACCAUUGAUGUCUUGGUCACUGUGCCUGCUGGAUGGCGAUAUGGCUCGCAGCUGCCGGUCGCAGGUUUGAAUUAUCUUGCAGUUUUGUGA